Molecule: messenger RNA, 1184 nt
Organism: Notodromas monacha
Lineage: Eukaryota; Metazoa; Arthropoda; Ostracoda; Podocopida; Cyprididae
Source: the annotation of a GenBank genome assembly
GACGUCAUGUCGAAUCAGAAAGCAACAGGAAAUUCGAUCCAUUAUACAGGAAAAAAAAAACGAUUCAUUAACACGUGUUUCAUUGAAAUUUAAAAUUCAAGCAGGUACCUUUAAUUCCAGCCAUGAUGCACGCGAUAAUCCAGUGAUAUAAAGGCGCGAACGGGAAUGGCACUUUACGUUUGCACAAAACGUUUAUCACCAAUCGGUAGACACAAGAUGAGUUUCAUCAGAUGAACCGCUCCGUACCCUUGGAUUCAAUCGUACAAGUGAUACGUUGGGCUCCUGUUGUGCCAACUGCAGUUGUUGCAGUACUGUAGAGAAUAGUCGAGAAAGGAUUUCGUAUCGUUUGAGAGUCAAGUUUGCCUCACGUCGAAGUGACGGUUGGUGCGCUUCUUUUCCGACGCAAGUUUUGUUCACUUGCUUAUUGGGGGAUAUUAAAUGUGUGAUUUCUUAUUGCCUUAAUAUUUUCUGGACUGAGUAGAUCCACUAGUGCUUUCUCUUGACGCAUUUUAGAGGAAGCAGCCAUGGGCGCUCGCGAUGAAGAAUACGAUUUUCUUUUCAAAGUUGUUCUCAUUGGCGAUUCCGGAGUUGGGAAGAGUAACCUGUUGUCGCGGUUUACCAGGAAUGAGUUCAACCUCGAGUCGAAAUCUACGAUCGGUGUUGAGUUCGCGACCAGGAGCAUUCAAGUAGACAACAAAACUAUAAAGGCCCAAAUUUGGGACACAGCUGGGCAAGAACGAUACCGGGCAAUCACCUCUGCGUAUUACCGUGGUGCAGUUGGAGCACUUCUCGUAUACGACAUCGCGAAGCACAUCACCUAUGAGAAUGUUGAGCGCUGGCUGCGAGAGCUUCGAGAGCAUGCGGACCAGAAUAUAGUGAUCAUGCUCGUGGGCAACAAGUCUGACCUGCGUCAUUUGAGGUCCGUACCUACGGAAGAAGCGAAGGGUUUCGCCGAAAGGAACACGCUUUCGUUCAUUGAAACAUCUGCCUUGGAUUCUACGAACGUCGAAACAGCGUUCGUCAACAUUUUAUCAGAGAUUUACCGGAUCGUGUCUCAGAAACAGAUCAAGGAUCAGGGUGACGAUGAUGGCAGUCCUUCGUCCAACGUGCGGACUAUCCACGUUGAGCCCACGGAGCAGGCAGAAUUGCGAAAAAAACAAUGUUGCCAAUCCCUGUCCGCGUAA